CUUUUGAUAUGUCGGAUGAUUCAGUCAUCAACCAAGUCAUAUACUUGAGAAAACAUUGAUAGGCAAAUUUGAAAUAUUUAUGAUGUACAGUAACAGGAUAAAUGAUUCUGUAGAACUUUUUUUCGGUUAGUUAUUUCUACUUUCCUUUUAGAAAUUGAAACUAAAGGUUACUCUAAAUCCUGCACCGAGCCAGUUUGCAGUUUGCGAUUAGACGUGUGCUAGAACAUUACGUGGAACUAGACUAGUUUUACAGCCUGGUAUAUUGCUUUUGGAAAACCAGAAUAAUGUCGGAUCAUUCCUUAACUGAAUAUCUCAAUACAGCACAGGAAGUGGCCAGAAAGGCAGGGGAGAUGGUCAAGGAAGCGUUUUACAAGGAGAAAGACCUUAUGACCAAAGAAUCUUACGCAGACAUUGUCACAGAAACGGAUCAAGCUGUAGAGAAACUCAUCAUAUCCUUACUGCACGAAAAGUACCCAACCCAUCAGUUCAUCGGAGAGGAGUCAACAGCAGAAGGAAAGAAAGUGGAAUGGACAGAUGCACCGACUUGGAUCAUUGACCCCAUUGAUGGAACAGCCAAUUUUGUACACAGCAUUCCUCAAACUUGUGUCUGUAUUGGUCUGUCUAUCAAUAAACAGAUGGUGGUGGGCGUGGUCCAUCUUCCUAUUACGGGACAAACAUACUUUGCAUCCAAAGGGGGAGGAGCUUAUUGUAACAGUCAGAGAAUAACAGUGUCCAAGGUUAAAGAUCUUAAGAAGUCUGUUGUUAUUACUGAGGCUGGGAAUUCUAGAGACCCCAAGAUUCUGUCAACCAAAAUGAACAACGUCCACAGGGUAGUGGAAGCCUCGCACGGGGUGAGGAUGUUUGGGUCUGCAGCGGUCAAUAUGUGUACAGUGGCUGAGGGAAAAGGAGAGGUGUAUUUUGAGUACGGAAUUCAUAUUUGGGACUUUGCUGCAGCUGGGAUCAUAUUUACGGAGGCGGGGGGUGUUUUAAUAGACCCCUCAGGAGGAGAUGUUGAUUUCCUGAGCAGACGGGUUUUGGCCGCCUGUAAUCGAGACAUUGCUGACCAGUUAUCUCCAGUUCUCACUCACAUAGAAUUUGAUCAAGAUUAGGGUAGUGGGGAUAAAACAUUUUGUUUGAUGAUGUUAGAAAUAACAGGCAUUUUAUCCAAGCAUACUGUAAUACGUCCCAUCUUGAUCAUCUAAUUCACACACUCUUUUGUAAUAAAGUUACAAAAGGUGUAUGCAGUGCAAUACUGUUAACUUUCUACUUUUUGUCAGUAAUCAUAAGGUAUUUACUUUUCAUGCUGGUUUAAUUCCACUAGUACACCACCAACAGAAGACUAUACAUAAACAAUGUCGAGGAUUUACAUCAAAUCGUUUUUUUGAACUAUUCCAAAAUACAUGUAUGCUAAUUUAUGAUUGUACUAUAUUAUGCACAUGUUGGAAAACACUGAUUUUUGAUCGUGCCAUUAUGCAUAUGAAUACACUUAUACAUUUACUGUAUAUCUUUUAAAUUCAUAGCAUUUUAUGAUACAUGUAAAGUGAAUAAGAGUGUGACAUUAUUCUCCUCAAACACGACAGACAACUAGACGAUAUUUUCCCCAAGCACUUCAGAUAACAGAUCCUGCAGAGAUAAAGAUGUUUUUCCCAAUAACUACAGACAACGUGAAGAUAUCCUCCCCAUGCACUAUUGACAAUACAUUUCCUACAGAAGUACAUGUUGACAUUUUCCCUGUGUACUCUUGCAGCAGAUGUUGAAGUGAACAACUAUCGUACCUUUUAUACCUCAAUAUCAAAAGAGCUGCAGGAAUUUAGGGGAUCAUGUUACAAGUAUUGCCAGCAUUGCGUUGGAUUGUGUUGCCACAUAUAAGCAAAAUUUUAGUGCUAGACUGUGAAUUUGGUGAUAUUGCAUAAUUUGCCAUUGAUGUUGUGGGCAACGAAAUGCAAUGGAAAAGACCAUUAGUUUUGUAUGUUAAUUUGAUAAUGUUGUUAAUGAUUAGAAUUUUAUAUUAGAAA
Molecule: messenger RNA, 2015 nt
Organism: Ostrea edulis (European flat oyster)
Lineage: Eukaryota; Metazoa; Mollusca; Bivalvia; Ostreida; Ostreidae
Product: inositol monophosphatase 1-like
Exons: 8
Coding region: 285-1109 (274 amino acids)
Biological process (GO): inositol metabolic process; phosphatidylinositol phosphate biosynthetic process; signal transduction
Molecular function (GO): inositol monophosphate 1-phosphatase activity
Source: RefSeq, a predicted model, not a curated record